Suillus bovinus is the source of this 607-nucleotide messenger RNA. Its product is annotated as fungal hydrophobin-domain-containing protein. Lineage: Eukaryota; Fungi; Basidiomycota; Agaricomycetes; Boletales; Suillaceae. The record is from RefSeq and is a predicted model, not a curated record. The transcript has 3 exons. Gene Ontology annotation, cellular component: fungal-type cell wall. Gene Ontology annotation, molecular function: structural constituent of cell wall. Bases 107 to 445 code for a protein of 112 amino acids.
CAGCAGUUCUGUCUACUCUCCCUCAGCUCAAGUCGCCCAUCAGCUCCUUGAAUACCCACCGCCCAAAAUCAUCGCUCAGCCAAAGUUUGCCUUUCAGUCUUGCACAAUGUUUAUUCGUCUCUUGUCCACCAUAUCUCUCUGCCUUCUCGCAAUCGCCAAUCCCCUUGCUCACCGCGACACAAGCGGCCAGUGCAACACGGGCAACAUCCAAUGUUGUCAAAGGACUCAGACAGUCGAUGAGUACAAUAAGAACGCGACGGCACAUGGAGCGAUUCCCAUUGACGCCGACAUCCUCGGUCAUGUCGGUCUUUACUGCUCCCCGAUCUCUGUUAUCGGUGCUGGUGCUGGCGCAACCUGUUCUCAGGAGCCCCUCUGCUGCAGCGACAAUCAAUACUACGGGCUCAUCAACAUCGGCUGCACGCCCAUCAACAUCAACAUUAAGUGAGCUUUGGAUGUAGUAGCAGAAUGCAAUGCGGAAGAUGAGCUAUGGACAGUGAAUGUUAGUAUGUUACCGUUUUGUUCAGGCUUGAAGAUGUUCGGUAUUAGCAAUUUAUCGAUCAUGAUGUUCUUUGUGUCGAGUUAACUGACAGCCACUGCUCUGUCAAUA